AGUUUGGUUUGUUUGCGAAAAAAAAGUGUUGCGGAAAAUGUAGAGACCGGAGUGGGUUUUCCGGUAUUUCCGCGCGUUUUUUUCCACGAAUAUUGUCAAAAGUGGUGUGUGGCAUGCAAUGGCAUCCAGAGAGAGCAAUCGCGAAAGGCAGGAAAAUGAAUUCGAAGCAAUUCAGUCAAUUUUCGGGGUAGACGUUGAGGAUCUACGGGAGAAGGGACAAGGAUGGAAGCCCAUGGACUUCAAGCUAAAACUCAUGCCACUCAAGGGAUCUUCCGGACCAACAGAAGCACAUGUUUGGACGAGCGUCCACAUCACUUGUCCAGCAAAGUACCCCAAAGUACCCCCCAAAUUGGCGCUGGAAGAUAGCAAGGGUUUGUCAGAUGCCCUCAUUGAGGAUCUCUUGAAGUGUCUACAGAAGCAAGCGGCUGAACUCAAGGGGAGCGAGAUGGUGUACGAGUUGGCAGAGUCAGUUCGGGCAUUCCUAUUUGAACACAACAAACCCCCACCGGGGAGCUUCUACGACGAGAUGCUGAUGCAGAAGCUGAAGCGUGACCAAGAGCGGAUAAAUUGUCAGAAGAUGAAGGAGGAUGAGGAGCAGCAGGCGCUGAAGGAUGAAGUGAAUCGACGGAAGGAGAUACUGAAGAAUGAAUCUCGCAUGCGAAAAGACACCAGGAGGAGUAUUAGCGAAUCCAGCCCCAAUCACGGCACACCCACCUCUUCGGAUGUCUCCGAAUCUUCCUGGCCACACUUCCGGAGCUACAUGUACCCAAAUGAGUGCAAAGAGCACCGAAAAUCUGAAGUUAUUUAUUUCCACGGCGCCGGGAGGCAAAUCCAGAAGGGCUGCUGCCUUGGACAUAGCCAAAAGGGAUGUGUGGCUUACUCCGGGAUUGAUUUGGAAACCGGACAGCUGGUCUAUCUCACCGAAUGGAAUAUAAAGUACAGCAGAAUCGAGUCUAAGAACAACGUGGAUGAAAUCAUAUCAAAUAUUGAGAAGCAAGUUACGAAUCUCUCCCAGCUACGGCAUAAGAAUCUAAUCAGCUACGAGUGUGUCCUUUGUAUGAAGAAGAAGGAGGGAAUUCUCGUGUACCUGGUGCAGGAUUUUGUUCUCGGCACGAGCAUCUGCACAAUUUCCGGAACACUCGGAUGGUGUUCUGAGGGUGCCAGUAUGGUGGCCAAGGGUGUACUGGAUGCUAUAAUUUUCCUGCAUAACAACUCUGUCUUCCACAAUCAUCUCCUCGACACGACGGUCUUCAUGGACAACACUGGGACGAUCCGUGUGACGGAUUUUGCCCUCGUCCCUUAUCUUCAGGACUUGAUUGGAUGUUCCGGAACGGCGAGGAGUGAUCUUCCAGCAAUGGGAGCCCUUCUGGAAGCUCUCCUACCCACUCAUACGUCCAACAUGCGUGACUAUAUUGAACGCUGCAAGUCCGAUAGAACUCUGAGUGCUGUUGAGCUUCAAACUCAUCCCUUCCUUCAGCCAAUUCUCUUCAAUGAAACAGCCGUUGUGGAAUACACGGCAGCUCCUGUGGCACCACGAGAGCUACGUCCUGAGCUUCAUUCCACCAUCUCAGCCACCGCCCAAUCACGGCUGAAAAGUGAAUUUGAACUCCUCCAAUUCCUCGGCAAUGGUGCCUACGGGGAUGUACUGAAAGUACGAAAUAUCCUCGAUAAUCGGCAGUACGCCAUCAAGAGGAUCCCUCUAACUGCGCGGAAUAAGCAACUUUACCGGAAGAUCCGACGCGAAGUAGAGCUCCUUUCGCGGUUGAAUCAUGAGAAUGUGGUCAGGUACUACAACAGCUGGAUCGAGACAGGCCUUCCUGAAGGGGCUUUCGGUGAAGUUAAUAUACCCGGAGGGGACUUCUCCGUGAGUGUUCCCGAUAGCAAAAAUCCAGCACAAAUUGAGCCUUCGGAUGAAUCAUCGAGCGAAUCUAGCGACUGGAUAAACUACAUCCCACCAGCUGGGGUAGAUCCCAGCGAUGGCAUUGAGUUUGUCAAUUCCGCUGGGGAGUGCGUUGAACUGGAGGACUUUGGGGAUGAGAGUUUAUCAAAGAAGCGGCCAGAAUCACGGAAAUCGCCACACUUUGAGAAUCAAUUCAUGUACAUUCAGAUGGAAUUCUGCGAGAAGAGUACCCUCCGGACGGCCAUCGAUGGGGGCCUCUGCAAUGACACAGAACGUCUCUGGAGACUCUUCCGGGAGAUUGCUGAGGGGCUGUCGCACAUUCAUCAGCAGGGGAUGAUUCAUCGUGAUCUCAAGCCUGUUAAUAUUUUCUUGGAUUCACGCGAUCAAGUGAAGAUUGGUGAUUUCGGCUUGGCCACAACGAGUUUCCUGGCGCUGCAGAGUCAAGAGCAGAAUGCCUCCAUUGCUCCGUCGCAAUCGGAUAUGGGGGAUACGCUGACAGGGCGUGUAGGGACGGCGCUCUACGUGGCACCAGAACUAACGGGGAAUGCCUCAAAAUCCACCUACAAUCUCAAGGUGGAUCUGUAUUCUCUGGGUAUUAUUCUCUUUGAAAUGAGUAUCCCACCUUUUGAGACAGCCAUGGAGCGUGUUAAAACAAUCGUAGCCCUCAGAUCUUCGGCUAUAACCUUCCCGGAUUUUAUGAUGAAUGACAAAAAGUACUCACAGCACGUGAAUGUGAUUAAAUGGCUCCUUGACCACGACCCAUCGAAGCGUCCAUCAUCAGAGGAACUCCUGACAUCAGAUCUCGUACCACCGGCACGACUCGAAGCGACAGAGUUGCAGGAAAUGCUGCGUAAUGUUCUUGCAAAUCCACAGAGUCGCACGUACAAGCAUCUCGUGUCACGAUGCCUAUCGCAGGAGAGUAAUAAAGCCCUGGAGCUCACGUAUCAUCUCAACAUUGUUCCCAUCUCCACAACAAUGGGAUACGUAAAGGGGAAAAUCCUGCAUGUUUUCAAGCGGCAUGGAGCCAUUGAGGUGAUAACGCCUCUCCUGACGCCCUUGGGAAAGGACCACACUUAUGUGGAUUCCGUGAAAUUGAUGACACAUUCCGGAAACGUUGUCUACCUCCCGUACGAUCUCCGUCAACCAUUUGCAAGUCAUGUGGCGGUGAGUGGGAUUACAUCAAUCAGACGCUACUCAAUUGGGCGGGUGUAUCGUGAGAAGAAGGUCUUCAAUUUCCACCCAAAGCAACUCUAUGAAUGUGCUUUUGAUAUAAUCUCCCAAGAUACGGGCAAUUUUCUCCUCGAUGCCGAAAUAAUUUCCGUUUCCUAUGAAAUUUCAAUGGAAUUCACGGAGCUACGUGAGAAGAAUCUCAGCUUUCGUCUCAAUCAUACAACACUCCUUCGUGCCAUUCUUAUGCACUGCAAUGUGCCCAAGGAGAAGCAGAGUAAUCUCCUAAGGGCCAUUCAGGAUUUUAUGGAGUGCAAAAUUACCAAAUUUCAACUCACCUCCGCAAUUAAUUCCAUUUUUGCCACAACAAAACACAACACCAAUACACUCAUUGAUUUACUCGUCACGGAAUCACCUCUUGGUGGCCCCAGGGGGAGUAUAAAUGGCAGUGCACUGAGAUCUCUCGUCAAGGGUCGCGGGGAGGCGGCAGCAUUGGCCAAAGGGGCUAUCAGGGAGUUGGAGUCGGUUGUGCAAUUAGUUCAGGGAAUGGGAGUAACGUGUCCGAUGAUUCUUCAACCGGGACUUUCAGCGGGAUUCAAUAGAGCUCGUUCUGGGGGAAUUGUUUGGCAAAUGGUGGCAGACCUGAAGAAGACUAGAAAACAUGGCCCAGAUGUUUUGGCUGGAGGAGGGAGAUACGAUGACCUUCUAGCUGAUUUUCAGAAAAUAGGCUCAAAGUGUCGUCGAAUUGACGUCCCAGCAAAGAACAUCUGUGGCGUUGGAUUUUCCUUUGCAAUGGAUAAGAUGGUGAAUUUCCUUGGUUUAACAUCAACAAGCACAGAGUAUCGUUCACUUGAUGUUGUUAUCUGCGUCUUGGGCUCUCGUCCACCGCUGCAAGACGUCACGCAGAUUCUCCACACAAUCUGGUCGAUGGACAUCAAGUGUGGUGUCGUUGAGGCGUCCCAACUGGAGGAGGCUGAACAAGCAGCUGAAGGUCUCGGGGCAGCUCAUGUGAUUGUCCUGGGUGAAGGUGGGACAUUCCGUGUGAGGUCGUGGGAUAAUAAAAUCUUCCGUGAUCAGCAAAUUAGUCGUCCGGACUUGAUGGAAUAUCUGCACAAAAUACGAAAUCCUCCAGAAACAAACUUCAGUGAGAGCUUCAAUUCAUCUCAAAUGAAUACAAGUGCAAGUAGUACGAGCCUCAGGAGCAAUAGUGCACCAUCGUGCUUCUCCAAUGUUGAAGUUCAAUUCAUUACAAUGGAGAAAAUGGCUAAUCAUGCGAAGAAGCGACUGGAGAAUUAUAUUUUGCAAAUCAUGGCGAGUUCAUUGAAGCUCUUUGUGGCCAAGGAGCGUAUCCGCGUGUAUGCCGUGGAUCUACCAUUGAGUGCCUUAGGACUCUUUGUGGGAACGCUGGAACCCCGCAAUAUUGCUACAUGCCCCACAGAAGAGGAAAUUCCCAAAAUCAUCGAGAGGUUUCCACGUCUCAAGAAAUAUCUCACAUCGCUCUAUGACCAAAUAAUGGAUGAAUUAGCUAAUCCACGGCGGUCCUACUCAAUUAUUGGGCUAUGCAGCAUCCCCGAUUUAGGAUAUAGAUUUGUAGUUUAGUUUUUUAGGAGUAAAAAUUGCGAAUCACGUGGCGAAGGUUAAAGUGCAGGCAGACACAAUCAAGGGGUUAAUUGAACAAUCUUUAAUUCUUAAGCUGAGAACGCAACAAAUUGAAUUUUUUUUUUAAUUAAGAAAAGAUUAAUUUUCUAGUUUUUUUUUUGCGUUAAAAAAAUUUAAGAACAAAGAUUUCUUUUUGACGAAUUUUAUAAAGAACUUUAGGAAGAAUUUAAAAGUUUUCGAAGAAAGAAAUGAGAAAAAAAAAGACAAUACAAGAAGAAUUUUUAAAAUAAAUGAAUAUUUUCUUUGAUUUUUUUUAUGAUUUAUAUUGAAAGAAGUAAAAAAAAUUGUAUGAAUUAGUUGCAAAAAAUACUUUAUGAAUUUACAUGUAAAAUAUUCUAACUUUUUAAAAUGAAAAGUGUCAUUUUUUUUUGAAUAAAAAUAAAUAAAGAACAGAUUUUUUUAUCACAAAAAUUAUGAAUUUUUAUAACAAAAAGUUGGUUUGUGCUUCUUGUAAUAUCACAAAAAAAUAAUUAAAUUAUAAGAUUUUUUUUUUAUUUUACAUAUUAGCAUCUUCGGUUUAGUCGGUUUAGAUUUUUUUUAUUGUAUGCUUUCAUUUUUAUUUUAAACAAAAGAAAAUUCAUAAUUUGAAUAAUUUAUAAGACCUGAUGAAGGGGAUAAACAAAUUCGAAAAGUCUUGAUCCUGCUUCUUCUUCUUGUUCCUUUCAAAGUCUCAAUCUCAGGCCCAUUGAAAGCAUUUAAAAUAAAUUAAGUUCCUUGCAAGCAUUAAGUCUAAUCAUAUAAACAUAAUGAUUAUAGCUCUUUAAGCUUUGAUGGUGGAAGAAACUUAGGAAAUCAAAAAUAAAUAGAAUUUUUAUUAUUCAUUUUCAUUUAAUUUAAAACCAGCUUUUAAGCUAAAAAAAUACAAAAAAAAAUUAAAUUCACAAAAUAUGUAUUAAGUAUUUAUAUGAGCUUUCAACCCCUUGAUGACGAGUAUGAUUACAGAGCACUUCUGUAUUCUGUACCCGCCACAAAAGCACAAAGUGAUUUAUUUUCCUACAUAAGGUGAGAGAGUUGAUGAGAAGAAUAAAGUUAAAGUGAGAUUUUUCAGAAAAUAUAAUUUUUUGAUAAUCAUUAUUUUCUCUCUCAGAAAAAGAAAACUAAUUUUAUAAUAUUUAUGAAGGACAAUGUGGGAGAAAAAUGUACAAAGUGAAAGAAUUUAAAGGAUGUUUUUGAGAUAAAUAAAGAAAAAAAAGAAAUAAGGACGAAAAA
Molecule: messenger RNA, 5935 nt
Organism: Lutzomyia longipalpis
Lineage: Eukaryota; Metazoa; Arthropoda; Insecta; Diptera; Psychodidae
Gene: Gcn2
Product: eIF-2-alpha kinase GCN2
Exons: 9
Coding region: 119-4666 (1515 amino acids)
Biological process (GO): regulation of translational initiation by eIF2 alpha phosphorylation; DNA damage checkpoint signaling
Cellular component (GO): cytosol
Molecular function (GO): eukaryotic translation initiation factor 2alpha kinase activity; ATP binding; protein binding
Source: RefSeq, a predicted model, not a curated record